AUGCUUCGGACGUUGCUUCUCUCGUUGGACAGCAAGGAGGGAUUGGCACACCCGCGCGUGACCCUAUUCGCAAAGCUGUCGGGCAUUCCCGUAUCCACGGAAGACUCGAGGGACUUUCGACCUUUUGCUCUCACGGAUUACUUUCUGCCGAUCGUCAGGUUAUUGGUGCCGCCGGGUGAGGAUCUGGACCUCUGGAUGGGGACUGGGAAAGAGCCGGUAAGCAACGCGAAGCGUCUAGACUCCACACAGGUAUUCCGAUAG
Ectocarpus siliculosus is the source of this 261-nucleotide messenger RNA. The record is from the annotation of a GenBank genome assembly. Lineage: Eukaryota; Phaeophyceae; Ectocarpales; Ectocarpaceae.